Aspergillus uvarum CBS 121591 is the source of this 1499-nucleotide messenger RNA. Its product is annotated as Zn(2+) transporter YKE4. Gene Ontology annotation, cellular component: membrane. Gene Ontology annotation, biological process: intracellular zinc ion homeostasis; zinc ion transmembrane transport. The transcript has 4 exons. The coding region runs from base 111 to 1364 and encodes 417 amino acids. NCBI's taxonomy places the organism in Eukaryota, Fungi, Ascomycota, Eurotiomycetes, Eurotiales, Aspergillaceae. The record is from RefSeq and is a predicted model, not a curated record. Gene Ontology annotation, molecular function: zinc ion transmembrane transporter activity.
CCCCUCUCCUCGGUCAGCUCAGCUCUCCAUGACCUGUCCAUAAGUUGCAUCUUUUGUUGAUUGCCCCACUGGACUUCCUCACGGCUAUGGUUUCCUCUGCUUCUCUCCCAAUGCGUCGCAUUGGCUUGGCUCUUGCCGCUGGGGUGGUCUUGUUUUCUGCGUUGGCUGUCGCUCAGGAUGCUAUCUCCGUCGGAGAGCUUUCCGCAGGGGAGAUCGAGGAUGAGCUGCAGAAAUGCCCCUUGGUCGAGUCUCUCAACGAGCAUAAGCGCGCCACGAGCCCCCAAACCACCAGCUUGAUGUCCAAGAUCUUCGCGGUCCUGUUCCCCGGAAGCCCAGCGGUCAAUGCGAUCCUGGCCACCAUCUACAUCUCUGGACCUCCCAACUUCCUUCUCGCCCUCUGCCCCCCAAACAUCGACCCCUCCUCCCUCUCCGUGAUGGUCGCCUUCGCCGUCGGCGGACUCUUGGGCGACACAAUCUUCCACCUCCUCCCAGAGAUCUUCCUGGGCGAAGACGCUCCCGACCACGUCCGCUUCGUGAUGGUCGAGCCGAACCGCAACCUCCUCCUGGGGCUCGGCAUCAUGGUGGGAUUCUUCACCUUUGUCGCCAUGGAUAAGGCUCUCCGCAUCGCCACCGGUGGCCAGGGGGGACACUCGCACUCGCACUCGCACUCGCACGAAGACAGCCAGAUCACAGAGGCCGCCAGCACCACCAGCAGCUCCGCCAGCAGCACCGCCAACUCCUCGACCGUGAAAAACCGCAAACCCGCCACCGCUGCUUCCCCAUCCUCCACCGCCCCCGCUACCACUACCCCCGAACCCACUACGAGCAUAAAACUCGGCGGCUACCUCAACCUGAUCGCCGACUUCACGCACAACAUCACCGACGGCCUGGCCAUGUCCUCCUCGUUCUACGCCUCGCCGACCAUCGGCGCCACCACGACCGUCGCCGUCUUCUUCCACGAGAUCCCCCACGAGGUCGGCGACUUCGCCCUGCUGAUCCAGUCCGGCUUCUCGAAGCGCAAGGCCAUGGGCGCGCAGUUCGUCACGGCCAUCGGGGCGUUCCUGGGCACCUUCAUCGGGAUCGCGGUGCAGGAGCUCGGGGGAAACUCUGCUACUGCUGCUUCUGCUGCUGGCACCACCUCCUCUGCGCCAACGGCAGGCCUCCUCGGCACGAGUCUCACCUGGGGCGAUAUGCUCCUCCCCUUCACGGCGGGGACGUUCCUGUACGUGGGCACCGUGUCGGUCAUCCCCGAGCUGCUGGAGACGAGCGGCAAGGACAAGCGCACGGAGGUGAAGCACAUGAUCACCCAGUUUUUGGCGGUCGCGGCGGGCGCGGGCAUUAUGUUGUGGAUCUCCUGGGAUUGAGGUUCUGGGAACAUAGAUUAGAGAUGUGGGAAGGGUUAAGUGAUGAGGGGUAUUGUAUCUUUUAGAUCAUGCUCGCUUUUGGAUGUUUUAGGUGUUGACCUGUAAAAAUUUAAUAUUAUGAGAUAACAGUGCAUG